UAAGAGAUAACGCUGGAGUCCGAACAAAUCACCCACUUCGUGCUCCUAUGAAAGAUCUGUAGGCUGCAGGAAGAGUUUUGUGUGCUAGCUCGUCGUAGCUAAGGAUUUCUGAUUUUUGCUUGAAAGUUGGUGUCUCUAUCGUGUAUCUACUUCGUGCUUGCAGUUAUACUUGGCACCAUGAAGACUGUGUUUGUCAUUGCUCUUGUCUUCGCCCUUGCUGUCGCCUCGAUGGCGCAAGACGUCGAUGAUCUUGAAGAGUCAUCAGCCGUCCGAGUUCGUCGUGGCUGGUGGCUAGGUGGCUGUCCAUUCAACCAGUACCAGUGUUGCAGCUACUGCACCAGUCGUGGCUACAGAGGAGGCUACUGCAAAAGCGUAUUGGAGCAUACAUGCAAGUGUUACUGAUGAGUCUCCAGCAGGUUAACGCUAUGAAGAUGGAAACGGAAGGAAACUGUCUUUACGCAGCGCUCACCGAAUAAAAAAGAAAUGAAGUAAUA
Messenger RNA from Ornithodoros turicata, 494 nucleotides. RefSeq names its product defensin-like. Gene Ontology annotation, biological process: defense response. The transcript has 3 exons. The record is from RefSeq and is a predicted model, not a curated record. Lineage: Eukaryota; Metazoa; Arthropoda; Arachnida; Ixodida; Argasidae. The coding region runs from base 178 to 402 and encodes 74 amino acids.